Molecule: messenger RNA, 5605 nt
Organism: Vombatus ursinus (common wombat)
Lineage: Eukaryota; Metazoa; Chordata; Mammalia; Diprotodontia; Vombatidae
Gene: SIDT2
Product: SID1 transmembrane family member 2
Exons: 27
Coding region: 1591-4089 (832 amino acids)
Cellular component (GO): membrane
Source: RefSeq, a predicted model, not a curated record
UUAUUUCCUACCAAGAAGACUUGGAACAAUCUCCAUCAACAACUCAGUCAUAAAUUCAAAUCCCAGCUUUUAGGCUCUAUGUAGUCAGACUUUAUAAGGGAGUGUGUGUGUGUGUGUGUGUGUAAAUAGGGAAAUGCCUUACACAUAUUCAGAUCUUCUCCCUGAAGAGUGGGAAGAAUUAGACUGAGAGAAGAAAUGGGGCCUGUCUGAAAUGAGGAAAUUUUACAGAAAUUCAUCCAAACUGACAGCAUACACAAGACCCUGACUGCCAAGACAGUACACACAAAAGGGGACCCUGGUAGCUGCCUCCUCACCAGGGCUUUUCAGGAUGGUUCCUUACCAGCUUUCCCCCCAACACCAAAUGGUUAAGUGGCUUCUUCCCCUGAAGAAAUAGAACACGAGAGCAGAUGUAAAGGGCCUAAACUGCGAGCUCGUUAGAAGCAGGCACCAUGUAUUGUUUAUCUUGGUAUUUUAGCCUUAGCACGGUGGUAUAAAUUUAACAAAUGUUUGUAGAAUAAAGGCUGUUCCCAAUUUGCAGCCUGUUACUCAGGGAAGAGGGAGCACAUCUGUGUGAUGGCGCACUUUGUAACUCCCCUGCCCCCCAAUUCUGCCUCUUACUCUGAAUCUCCUUUCCCCUUCCCUCCUGCAGAGGUCAUUCUAUUGAACCUCAUAUUUUCCCAUUUGUAAAGAAGCCAGGUGAAAAGUGGAAAAGGAAAGUGUGUUCAUUUCAGGUAGGAUAGAAUUCUUUAACAAGAUGCUUAGAGAAUCUUUUUCAAAUGAUACGCCUAUUCUAAUCCACACGGAAAGGUGAUGAUCGAUAUGGUCGGUAGGUUGGAGAAAACAGCAGCAGAAGUGUAGAAAUUCGAGAGGGGAAGCAUCAGAUUUUCACAUCCUCAUAACUGGUUGACUGCGGUCCCUUUAAGGCCAUGCCAGGGACCUGUCCCUUUAAAUCUGUGUCAGUUUCCCCUGACGUCAGCCUGCCGGCCGCACUGGUGUUUACAGCCGGGCCGAGCUGGUUACUUUCUGGAGUUCUGAAUGCUGGCGACUGCCGCGUCCUCCUGGCCUUAAAGGGGCCGCACCCCCACGGAAACCGCCCACCCCUCUUUUACCUUUUCACGCCCUUAGCCCCCGGCCCCACCCCCUCCUCGAGUGUCUUCGGGCUCCCACCUAGCUGCGGUCGCUUGUUUCCUCUUACCUCCCCCGCCUCAGCUCCUCUGUGCCAGCCGGCUAGUCUGUCUGCUCCCAUUCCACCUGGUUUGGGGAGGGCAGUGGGGUCGGGGAACCAGACGAAGCCCCUCCCAAAGUGCUAAACCCAGCCUAGGUGCCCCUUCCCCAGAGUUCUGCACUACCCCCCUCCACCCCCUGCCCCUUCCGUCCCCACUGGGGGGCCCCUGGGAGCGUCUCUGCUUCUUCAGGGAGGGGGCAUUUCCUAUUCUUAGGCCGGGGUUAAAGUUCUGGUCCUGGUGAGAUGCUGGAAGCUGCAGCCAGAAGCUCAUCGCCCCUCCGAGGUGCUGCGCUCCCCGCUGCCGCCGCCGCCGCCACCACCGCCGCCACCACCGCCGCCACCACCACCUCCGCCCAGCCGGGGCCAUGUUCGCCCUGGGCUUGCCCUUCCUGGUACUCCUGGUGGCUCCAGCUGAGGGCACCCUGGGGGUCCUGGGGCCCAAGAACGUGUCCCAGAAGGAGGCUGAGUUUGAACUCUUCUACGAUGAUGAAGUCAACAGCGAGCUGGUCAAUAUCUACACAUUUAACCACACUGUGACCCGAAACCGGACCGAGGGUGUGCGGGUGUCUGUGAACGUCUUGAACAAGCAGAACAAGGCACCCGUGCUGUUUGUGGUUCGACAGAAGGAGGCUGUGGUGUCCUUCCAAGUGCCACUGAUUCUUCGGGGGCUCUACCAGCGUAAGUACCGGUACCAAGAUGUCGCUCGCACCCUCUGUCAGCCUCCCACCAAGAGUGAGGCUGAGGUCCAGUUCUUUUACGUGGAUGUGUCUACCCUGUCGUUGCUCAACACUUCUUAUCGGCUGCGGGUCAGCCGUAUGGACAACUUUGUGCUCAGGACUGGUGAACAAUUCAGCUUUAACACCACUGCGGCUCAGCCUCAGUACUUCAAAUAUGAGUUCCCAGAAGGAGUAGAUUCAGUGAUUGUCAAAGUGACUUCCAAUAAGGCUUUUCCCUGCUCAGUCAUUUCCAUCCAAGACAUCCUGUGUCCUGUCUAUGACCUGGACAACAAUGUGGCUUUCAUUGGCAUGUACCAGACAAUGACCAAGAAGGCAGCCAUCACUGUGCAGCGGAAAGACUUUCCCAGCAACAGCUUCUAUGUGGUGGUGGUGGUGAAGACCGAAGACCAGGCCUGUGGGGGCUCCUUGCCUUACUAUCCCUAUGGGGAAGAUGAACCGGUUGAUCAAGGGCAUCACCAGAAAACUCUGACCGUUGUGGUGUCUCCAGCAAUCACGUCCGAGGCCUAUGUUGGGGGCAUGCUCUUUUGCCUGGGCAUUUUCCUGUCCUUCUACUUGCUGACCGUGCUACUGGCCUGUUGGGAGAAUUGGAGGCAAAGGAAGAAGACCCUGUUGGUGGCCAUGGACCGUCCCUGCUCAGAAAGCGCCUCUUUGCUUGGCCACCCUCGAGUCUUGGCUGAAUCCUUCCCUGGCUCCUCCCCUUAUGAAGGUUACAGUUACGGCUCCUUCGACAAUGGCUCAAGUUCUGCUGAUGGAGCGGUGGACAGCACUGGCUCUGUGGAUGUCUCCUACAGUUACUCAGAACCAGUGGGCAGCCGGCCUCGGCUGGACUCCCUGAGCUCUGUGGAGGAGGACGACUAUGAUACACUGACUGACAUUGAAUCCGACAAAAACGUCAUCCGCACCAAGCAAUACCUGUGUGUAGCAGACCUAGCCCGCAAGGACAAACGGGUUCUACGGAAGAAGUACCAGAUUUACUUCUGGAACAUUGCCACCAUUGCUGUUUUCUAUGCCCUCCCAGUGGUGCAGUUGGUGAUCACCUACCAGACGGUGGUGAAUGUCACAGGGAAUCAGGACAUCUGCUACUACAACUUCCUCUGUGCCCAUCCCCUGGGCAACCUCAGCGCUUUCAACAAUAUCCUCAGUAACCUGGGCUAUAUCCUGCUGGGGCUACUGUUCCUCCUCAUCAUCCUGCAGAGAGAAAUCAAUUACAACCGAGCCCUCAUGAGAAAUGACCUUUAUGCCCUGGAAUGUGGAAUUCCAAAGCACUUUGGGCUUUUCUAUGCUAUGGGUACAGCCUUGAUGAUGGAGGGACUGCUCAGUGCCUGCUACCAUGUUUGCCCCAACUAUACAAAUUUUCAGUUUGACACGUCUUUCAUGUACAUGAUCGCGGGGCUGUGCAUGCUGAAACUGUAUCAGAAGCGGCACCCUGACAUCAAUGCCAGUGCCUACAGCGCCUAUGCCUGCCUUGCCGUUGUCAUCUUCUUUUCUGUGCUGGGGGUGGUAUUUGGGAAAGGGAACAUGGUGUUCUGGAUCGUCUUCUCCGUCAUUCACAUCAUUGCUACACUCCUGCUCAGUACCCAACUCUACUAUAUGGGCCGUUGGAAGCUAGAUUCUGGGAUCUUCCGCCGGAUUCUUCAUGUGGUCUACACAGACUGCAUCCGGCAGUGUAGUGGACCCCUGUAUGUGGACCGAAUGGUGCUACUGGUUAUGGGCAACAUCAUCAACUGGUCACUUGCUGCCUAUGGGCUUAUCAUGCGUCCCAAUGAUUUUGCUUCCUACCUGCUGGCCAUUGGCAUCUGCAACCUUCUUCUUUACUUUGCUUUCUAUAUCAUCAUGAAGCUCCGGAGUGGGGAGAGGAUCAAAUUUAUCCCUCUCCUCUGUAUCAUCUGUACCUCUGUGGUCUGGGGCUUUGCCCUUUUCUUCUUCUUCCAGGGACUCAGUACCUGGCAGAAAACCCCUGCUGAGUCAAGGGAGCACAAUCGUGACUGUAUCCUGCUCAAUUUCUUUGAUGACCAUGACAUCUGGCACUUCCUCUCCUCCAUUGCCAUGUUUGGGUCCUUCUUGGUGCUGCUGACCCUGGAUGAUGAUUUAGAUACUGUACAACGGGACAAGAUCUAUGUCUUCUAGUGGAUGCUGCCUCCCCCGCCCCAUUGGCCUUCAAGCCUUGGCACUCGAAGGGGCCUCGCUAGGCCUAGGGCAGGGCUAUUCAGGAUCUUGUGCCCAGUGCCUCAAAGUCAUGGAACAGUUUUUCUGCCUAGCUCCCUAGGAUGGCAUUGGGACAUUCAUGGGGGGACAGUCACGUUCCCCCUGUAGCUGGACUCUGCCUUUUGCCUGGGGGAAAGGGGGGCUGGGCCACCUAGGGGCCUGUGGCCUCCUGCCAUUUGAACUUUGGCCAAACUUGCUCUUCCUCCUCAGUGUUUGGGCCCCUCAAAGAGCCAUCUAUGGGGGAAGGGAAGGAAUGGUACUACUCUCUUCCAGGGUUCCUCUCCUUCUCCUGUGGGGAACCCUCUGUAUGGGAGCCCCAAAUCCUCCUUUCUGCUGCAGUUCUGGGUAAGGGCCAGAGCUUGAUUUUCCGUCCAGCCCCAGCUCUUUUAAUGUGUGUGUUGAAUCCAGGUAAGGGUCCUUUAAGCUGCUAUCCAGAGCUGGAUUUGCCUGGUUAAAGGAGGUGGAGGGGAGAACUGAGAAGCCAGGUGUCUGAUUCUAAAACCAGAAAGAGGUCUGGGCCUUAUAGCAAUUUCCCUCUGACCUGCUCCAUGGGGAAUGGUUGCUGAUGUGGGUUGGGAUUUUCUGGGGGAAUUUUUUUUUUUUAAUGAAGAAGAGAGAGCUUGGAUUAUGGGCUGCCUUUGUGUAGCCCUAUGCCAUUUGGAACUGAAUAGCUAAAGAAAAGCUCUGUCCUUCCCCAUGAUGAGGUUAGUGGAGGACAGGUCCCAGGCUGCCUCUUCUUUCCUCCCUUUGCUUUCUGUUCCCUGGUGCCCUUGUGCCUGCCAAACCUUAGGGGAGAUUCCCUCAGUGCCAUUGCUUGUCCCCAAGACCAGGGGUAGGGGAUAGGAGGGUUGCAAAGAACAUAACCCAUUCCAGCCUCCUGCAGUGCCUAUGUCUAAGGGCAGUCAGGAUAAGGACAUGCUUGCCCUUGUCCUCCAAGGUAGGACUUGGGGCCUAGCUCCCAGGUUGUGGCCCUGUCUUCAUCCAGGUUUUUGAUUGUGGGGAUAAAGACACAUAGGCAGACAGACAGACACACACACACCACACCACACACACACCACACCAUAUCACACACACACCAUACCACACCACACCCCAUACACACACACUUUGGAGUUUACAGUGAGUCUGUGGAACUCACACUUCAGCUCUGGGUCAACACCUCCUGCUGGCCCUUGGCUGUCUCCCACCUGCCCUCCCUGAUCUAGGUGCCAUUGUGGGACAAGAGAGAGAUGAGACGGGGAAAGGGUCUAGGCCUCAGGGUGUAGGAACUUUUUUUUUCCUGGAUUCCCAACUUUUUUCUUACAACUUUCCCAGGGGAGUCAUAGAGGUCUUGAUUUUUUUUUUAAAUAACUGUUUUAUGUCUAUUUCCACAUCAUGGUGGAAUCUGUGUUUUCUAUGAAUGAUUGCAUUCAAUUAAAGGAAUGACCAGAUACACAUA